Molecule: messenger RNA, 707 nt
Organism: Annulohypoxylon maeteangense
Lineage: Eukaryota; Fungi; Ascomycota; Sordariomycetes; Xylariales; Hypoxylaceae
Product: alpha-L RNA-binding motif-containing protein
Exons: 3
Coding region: 23-574 (183 amino acids)
Biological process (GO): rRNA processing
Cellular component (GO): Mpp10 complex; small ribosomal subunit; small-subunit processome
Molecular function (GO): structural constituent of ribosome; rRNA binding; snoRNA binding
Source: RefSeq, a predicted model, not a curated record
CACGAAUUGACCGGCAGCCAUCAUGGUCCGACAACUCAAGCACCACGAGCAGCGCUUGCUCCGGAAGACAGAUUUCAUUACUUGGAAGCAGGAUAACAACCACAGAGAUGCGGCUGUUAUACGGCGAUACAUGAUCCAAAAACCCGAAGAUUAUCACAGAUACAAUCGAAUUUGCGGUUCUCUGCGCCAACUAGCACAUCGCCUCAGUUUGCUUCCCCCCGAAAGCCCCACGAGACGGAAACAUGAGGAGCUUCUCCUUAACAAGCUCUACGAUAUGGGCAUCCUAUCAUCCGCCUCCAAACUGUCCAAUGUUGAGAACAAUGUCACGGUGUCCGCGAUGGCGCGGAGAAGAUUGCCAGUGGUUAUGACCCGAUUACGAAUGGCUGAGACGGUUCAGGCGGCUACCAAGCUCAUCGAACAGGGACAUGUCAGAGUUGGUGUCGAGACUAUUACGGAUCCUGCAUUUUUCGUUACGAGAAACUUGGAGGACUUUGUGACCUGGGCCGUUGGCAGCAAGAUCAAGCGAAACAUCAUGAAAUACCGCGACAAGUUGGAUGAUUUCGAGCUGCUAUGAGGCGAUGGGAAGGGUUCCAAUUGUUUCACCUAGGACUGGGUACAUCGUGAUGAUUAAAUGUACUUGAUUUGGUUCAUAGCAUGGCGUUUGAGGGCAUGAAAAUACAGUAUUAAGUCUAUUUGUUUGACUAAUC